Vespula vulgaris is the source of this 2991-nucleotide messenger RNA. RefSeq names its product aspartate aminotransferase, cytoplasmic (gene Got1). The transcript is spliced from 6 exons. Gene Ontology annotation, biological process: L-aspartate biosynthetic process. Gene Ontology annotation, cellular component: cytosol. The record is from RefSeq and is a predicted model, not a curated record. Gene Ontology annotation, molecular function: pyridoxal phosphate binding; L-aspartate:2-oxoglutarate transaminase activity. The coding region runs from base 70 to 1317 and encodes 415 amino acids. Lineage: Eukaryota; Metazoa; Arthropoda; Insecta; Hymenoptera; Vespidae.
AAUUGUUGAGUUUAUCAUCCAUUUUUUGUAAUCGCUGAAGUUCAGUUGCGCUUCAGCCAGUCAACUGAGAUGAGUACGACAAGAUUUUCGGGAAUCAAAUUGGGACCUCCAAUCGAGGUUUUCGCGCUAACGAAAGCUUUUAACGAGGAUACUUACAAAAAAAAAGUUAAUUUGGCUGUAGGAGCUUAUCGUACAACCGAAGGAAAACCAUGGGUUCUACCUGUCGUAAAAAAAGUAGAAAAACAACUUGCGGCAGACGAAUUGCAAAAUCACGAGUAUCUUCCGAUAUUAGGUUUAGAUAGUUUCUGUCAAGCUGCAACAAAAAUGUUAUUAGGUCCUAACUCUUCAGCUAUUGCUCAAGGACGUGCUUUUGGUAUUCAAACGCUUUCCGGUACUGGUGCGUUAAGAGUCGCUGCUGAGUGUUUAAGUCGUAUCUUAAAUUAUGAUACAUUUUAUUAUAGCAAGCCUACCUGGGAAAACCAUAAACUUGUAUUUUUGAAUGGUGGGUUUAAGAAUGCUUGCGAAUAUACAUAUUGGGAUUAUGAAAAUCGAAGAAUCGAUCUAGAUGGAAUGCUUAAGGAUAUAAAAAAUGCUCCAGAAAAUUCAGUAAUUGUUCUUCAUGCAUGCGCGCACAAUCCUACCGGUUGCGAUCCUACGCCAGAACAAUGGCAAAAGAUUGCGGAUGUUAUUGAAGAAAAUCGAUUGUUCACGAUAUUUGAUAGCGCGUAUCAAGGGUUUGCAACUGGUGAUUUAGACAAAGAUGCAUUUGCUGUACGCAUGUUCGCUGAACGCGGAAUGGAAUUUAUUUGUGCUCAAAGUUUUGCCAAAAAUUUCGGUCUUUACAAUGAAAGAGCUGGUAAUAUGGUCAUAGUAAUGUCUGAUAUAAAAGAAGCAAUUGAAUUUAAAUCUCAAGUGACAUUAAUUAUACGAGCAAUGUAUAGUAAUCCCCCCAACCAUGGAGCUCGUAUAAUAUCAACUGUGCUUAACAAUCCUGAUCUUUGCGAAGAAUGGAAAGAACAUAUUCGAACUAUGUCUGGAAGAAUACAACAGAUGCGAGAAGGAUUAUAUCAAAGAUUACUCAAGUUGGGAACUCCUGGCACAUGGGAACAUAUAACUACCCAAAUAGGAAUGUUUUCAUAUACAGGCCUUAGUGAGAGACAAGUGAAGCAUUUAUUGGAUCAGUUUCAUAUUUAUCUACUACGCAGUGGACGUAUAAAUAUUUGUGGACUGACAGAGUAUAAUCUGGAUUAUGUAGCAAAAGCUAUUCAUGAAGCAGUAACGUUAUUUCCUCAGACAAAAAGAAAUUGCGCUUGUUGAUGCGUAUUUUCAGACUUGACAUCAUAGUAUAAUAAAUACAAAUAUCAUAAAUACAAUAUCAUAUAAGCUAUUCAUAUUGGUAAUGAUGUUGAAAUAUUAUAAUAUUUGGUAUUCUAUGAAGUCAAGCUAAAUUUUUUUUUGAUAAUAGUAACUUCAGUGAAAUCUUUGCAUUAUCUUGUGUUACUGUUCAGUUUCAGAAUUUUAGAAAUAAGAUCUUAUGUUCACAUCUCACUUUAAAACAUAAGAUUUACAUACAUUAUUAUUUUAUGUUGAAAAGUACAAAAGUUAUUGUUGAUAACAAAGUGUACGCCGAUUGAUGUAAACGUAAAAAGUAUUUCUACAUAGUAUAAAUGAUACAGAUAGCUUUAAUAUACCUAUAAAUAAAAAAAAUAGUCUUUGUAAUAUAACGUGAAAACGGAUAAUGUAAUUAGGAAAAAAAAAUUGCUCUGUGUGGCAAAAAAACAAAGGUUGAUGUAUGAACAUAAGGUCUAUAUUUAAUGAAAUUUAAUAAUUACAUAGCAGACAUUACGAUGGUGGUCCAACAAAAGAACAGUACAAAGUUAAUGCAUAAUUAAAUAUUGAACUUUCAUACAAAUUAUGUCCAAGUUUUUGUUAUCAUAGCAUCACUUUAAUACAAAAUUCGACAUUUUAAAGAAGUAAUUUUUUUUGUCGGAUUAGUUUUUUUUUUUACGCAUAAUGGUACAUGAAAACUUAUUGUUGAUCGUGCCAAAGUCCUUUUCCUUAUACUGAAUUGUGCAUUACAUGUGUUCUAAGAUUGAAACAAUUUAAGAAAGUAACAAAUCUUGUCAUAUAAGCAUGGAUAAAUGUUUUCCCUAUUUUUCUUUUUAGAUAUUUCAAAGCAGAGAUUCCACUUAUAUAUAUAUAUAUUCACUAAAAGUUCUACUAAAAUGGAUCAAAAAUCCAUGUUAAUAGACUAUAAAUAAAUUGUUAAUGUCAUAUUUGCGAACAAAAGAUAUAUGAUUGUUAUACACAUAUAACGAAUAAUUUACAUAUAUUUUUAGUACCACUGUUAACAUUUAUAUACUUAGAGUAUUUUAACUUUAAAAGAGAAAAUACAUUAUUAAGAAUUUCCUUCCAGAUAUAAUAUAAAAACUGCCAAAGAGAUAGGCGAACGAAUCUUCUUCUAAGAGAAAAUACUUUUUUACAUAUUUGUAUAAACAAUAUGACAAGAUAACACGUAUAUUUUAAAAAUCAAUUUAUCACAAAAAAAACAUACCAAAAUAGUUGCAUAAGCAUAAAAUAUUAUUAAAUAUCGCAAGCAUUUACAAUUAUCUAAGCAUUUAUGUACAAUGAAUAUGAUACAAACUGGAGAGAACACAUGCAAUCUGUUAUCCAAUAUUGUAACUGUAGUAUAUUUGAAGAAGAUAAUAUCUGAACUUAUAAAAACAUAUACACAAAAUUAUACAUAUCCUCUUAUGAUUCAUAAACUUACAAAUCACAAUUAAACGUAUUGCCUGUUGAUCAAAGAUUUAUACUUGAUAUGUAAUGUAAUAGUCAAUAGAAACUAUAAAGUGAUGUAACAUAGGUUGUCCACAAAAGACACAUUAUUCAAUGUCUUCCACCGUCUUGAUGUUAAUUAAAUAAUCAUGUAGAUUUGAAACAACUUAUGCGCAUAAUAUUUUAUAAUAAAUAAAGAAUAUUCUUUUUUCUUUA